Messenger RNA from Trichogramma pretiosum, 1161 nucleotides. It is a transcript of the gene mRpL42, whose product is annotated as 39S ribosomal protein L42, mitochondrial. The coding region runs from base 489 to 836 and encodes 115 amino acids. The record is from RefSeq and is a predicted model, not a curated record. Gene Ontology annotation, cellular component: mitochondrial large ribosomal subunit. NCBI's taxonomy places the organism in Eukaryota, Metazoa, Arthropoda, Insecta, Hymenoptera, Trichogrammatidae. The transcript has 2 exons.
UGUUCUUAUAAAAAAUAAUCUAUUAAAUUAUCAAAAGGGUUCAUAUAUAAUGAUUAUUCAACAAAAUAAGGAAAAAUCAAGGUCUAAUAAUGAGACAUAUGUGCUUUACAUUUAAUUUUCUUGAAACAAAAAUUAUAAGUUGAAAUAAUAUUCAAGGCUUAUUUUUAUUAUUUUUGGAACCCUACAAAUUAAUUAUAGAAAUUAAUUUUGUAUAUAGCUGAAGAACACUAGGGUUACAUAAAAAACCGUAAGUAGUUACUAUGUUUUUAUGUCGAUUGAAAAAAAAUGUUUGUAUCUUGGUCUAUAUAUGACAGUAACCGGCCAUGUCUGGAUAAUAUAUAUGCAUAGCAUGAGUGGGGCUGAGCACUAGCAGACGACUGCACAGAGGUUAAAAGAAGAUGCAUUUGCGGGAAGCAUUCUAAAAAGCUGCUGUAAUUUAUAAAAUUUACUUUAUAGUAAAAGAUUAACUGAAAAUUGUGGUUGACAAAAUGAAUGUUGGAAGAAGAAUAUUCAAUGCCAUUCGAUUAUCUAAUCGUACGUACAGUAAGCUGCCGCCAGAAUUAGUUGUUUUUAUGGAUGAUAGCAUGGUGGUAAGCUGGCAUCCAGAGCAACCAUUUCCUUAUGAAUGUUCGAAACCAUUGCCACCAAUGAUUCCAAAACCUACAUCUGUUUUGAAAAUUGGAGAAGCCGAAAUUAAAUCAGUGUUUCAUAAAACCAAUCCAAAAAUGACACCACAUGAACUUGCAAAACUUACAUAUACCACCAAACACAGAUGGUAUCCCAGAGCUCGGUCCAAGAAAGCUAAAACUACGUUGCCUGAUAGACCAUAUUUGUAAGAUAUUUGUAAAUACCAAAGUUUUUAAUGAAUCAUUUUUAUUUAAUAUUAAAAUUUCAUUUUUUGUUCUUUUCUUUUAACAUUUAAUAUCAAAUAAUGAUAUAUCAUGAUCUAUCAAAUGUUUUUGAGAAAAAUUAUAUUCUUAAGUCUGUUCAUGUAAAAUCUUGUAUUUACAAAUACAAUUAAAAGCUUUGUCACUCAUAAAAAAGACUUAAUUAAUAUAUUCACAAGUAAAUAUUUCAAAUUUGGCAUAAUUAUUCAGCAAAUACAUUAAGUAAUUAUAUUAUAAGGUACUAGAUGAUUAAAAUUUUACUUUUUAAAGAGGA